Candida dubliniensis CD36 is the source of this 1488-nucleotide messenger RNA. RefSeq lists its product as uncharacterized. The coding region runs from base 1 to 1488 and encodes 495 amino acids. The record is from RefSeq and is a predicted model, not a curated record. The transcript has a single exon. NCBI's taxonomy places the organism in Eukaryota, Fungi, Ascomycota, Pichiomycetes, Serinales, Debaryomycetaceae.
AUGAGAAUGUUGUUACAGCUGCUGCUGCUGUUGUUGUUGCUGGUGGUGGUGGUGGUGGUGUUUGUUGAUUUUUGUUCAAGUGUCCAAAUAAUACCAAUUGAUUAUAUCAAUAAUGUUGUUAACAAUUAUAAUUAUCAAUCAAACUUAAGGGAUAUUGGUACAAGUAGUAAUGUUAAUGUUAAUGUUUUCUAUAAUAAUAAUGAUAAUGAUAAUGAUAAAUUACAUCAUUCAUCACCAAUUACAAAUCAAGAAAUAAUUCAAUAUUUUACAAUUAUUGAUAAAUUCAAUAAUGAUAAACAAUUAUUAUUUAUUUGUCGGUAUUUUUUAAAUCAAGAACAUUUUUUAAAUUCAAAUUAUUUACAUGAAUUAAUGACAAUUAAAAAUGUUGAUAUUACAACUAAUGAUACUCAAAGUAGUGGUGGUGAUGGUGGUGGUGAUGGUGGUAACCAUAUUAGUAAUGAUAAUGUUUUCCAUGUUUACGCAAAUCCUAAAAAAAUGUUUCCAACUAGUAAUGCAAAGACAAGAGUUAAUGAGAAUUCAAAUACUAUUAUUCGUUUCAAUGAAACUAAUUCUACAUUUUUCAUAAUUAUAAAUUCCAAUGUUAAUAAUUUAUCUGAUUUUAUUGAAUUAAUUGAAGUUGAUUUCCAAAAUUAUAAUUAUUUAUCAUUUAAUCAUAAUGUAUCGAAAUUAAUAAAUUCCAAUUCUAUUAAUAAUGUUAAUAUUAAUGAUAAAUUCAAUCCUUUGAACAAUAGAGUUAAUAGUUUUGGUUUGAGUAACAAGAAUGCAAUUCCAUUGAGUGGUUGUUUAAAAAUGAAGAAUAGUACUUCAUUUUCAAUCACUAUACUCAAAGCCAAAGGUAAAUCUGGACAAUUAUUAUCCACACCAUUGAAUUUUUUCAUUGGAGGAAAUUUCUUAUUAUUAUUAGGGAUAAAUAUUGAUUUAGGAUUGAAUGGGAUUAAUUUAAGUAAAUAUCAUAGUCAUACUAUCACUUGUCGUGGUGGUAAUGGUGAUGGUAGUGAUGGUGGUAGUGGUGAUGGUAAUGUCACAUCAGCAAGUAGAAUUGAAUUUGAUAAUAAAUUAAUAAACACCAAAUCAGAAAGAAUAGAAGGAGAAAUAAUACAAAUUUUACAACCAAUUAAUAAAAAUAUUAUAUCAUUACCCAAAUCAAAAUAUCGAUUAAUUAAAAUUGAACCAAACAUAAGUUAUCAACAACAAAUAUCUUUCAUUGGUUUUAAGAAAUUUCAUAAAUAUAUUUCAUAUAAAAAGAAUAAAUCAAAGGUGGGAAAUGUGGGAAAUAAUGUCAAGUAUGAAUUCAAUUAUAUAACUACUCCUUGGAAGAAAUUAUUUACUAAUGGAUUCAAACAAGAUUUAGGAAUAAUUUUAUUUCUUGAUGAUAAUGAUAAUGAUGAUGAUGAUGAUAAUAAUAUUAAGAAUAAUGUUCCUUAUUGUGAAUCAAGACCUGAAUAUUUACAAUGUAAUGUGUUUUAA